This is a messenger RNA of Diversispora eburnea, 769 nucleotides long. The record is from the annotation of a GenBank genome assembly. NCBI's taxonomy places the organism in Eukaryota, Fungi, Glomeromycota, Glomeromycetes, Diversisporales, Diversisporaceae.
AUGAAGUUAAACAUUAAUAACAUUUAUCCUUCUUCUUCUUCUUCAAACAUAUUAAAAUUAAUAUUAUUUAAUUAUAUAAAACAUUAUAAUUGUUAUUGUAAUAAUCAUCAUCGUCAUUAUGCAAGUUCGGCAUCGUCAAAAAGGUGGCUUGCUCGACAACAACGAGAUCAAUUCUCAAAAAAAGCAUCGAUGCAAAAUUUUCGAGCGCGUAGUGCAUAUAAAUUAGCGGAAUUGGAUGAAAAAUUCAAUAUAAUAAAACCGAAUUCAAUAAAUAUAGAUUGUGGAGCAUCACCAGGAAGUUGGAGUCAAUACAUUUCGCAUAAUAAUGGUAUAAUAAUAGCAGUUGAUUUAUUAUAUAUUGAUCCAAUUCCUGGAGUAAAUAUAAUUCAAGGAGAUUUUACUAAUUCAAUUACUCAAGAAAAAAUCAAAAAUAUUUUAAAAGAAAAUCAAGUUGAUGCAGUUCUUAGUGAUAUGGCACCUAAUUUUACGGGAACACAUUUUGAAUUAUGUGAAUCAUCAUUUGUAUUUUCUGAACAAGUAUUAAAACCUGGAGGUACUUUUUUAUGCAAGUUCCUAAUGGGAGGUCAAGAAAUGGAAUUUAGGAAACUUUUACAAACUAAAUUUGAAAAAGUUCGUCAUGAAAAACCAGAAGCAUCUCAUAGUAAAUCAACUGAAGGAUAUUACUUAUGUUUGGUGUUGUCAAAUAUAAUUGGACAAGAUGUAUUGGAAAAUGCCUUUAAUUUUACAUUUGAGGAACAUAUUUCAGCUG